UGGAUCGCCAACGACAUUACGCUCUGGCAGAGCAUGCGGCCGACGCCCGUCUUCGUCGGCGAGUGGAGCCUUGCGAGUGCUACUGGCAUCACCGGCCACUUGGCCAACAGGACGACGAUGACGAGAUAUGCCAAUCGCGCGCUACAAGCGAUGAACAACGCCAAGGCCGGCUGGACCUACUGGAGCUGGAAGAUCGACUACAUCGAGUCGGGGCAACCGAACGGCUGGAACAUGCAGUACUUGUUGCGGUCCGGCGUUUUCAACCUCACGACAUAUUGA
Molecule: messenger RNA, 279 nt
Organism: Saprolegnia parasitica CBS 223.65
Lineage: Eukaryota; Oomycota; Saprolegniomycetes; Saprolegniales; Saprolegniaceae
Exons: 1
Biological process (GO): glucan catabolic process
Cellular component (GO): cell surface; extracellular region
Molecular function (GO): beta-glucosidase activity
Source: RefSeq, a predicted model, not a curated record